Letharia columbiana is the source of this 2037-nucleotide messenger RNA. RefSeq lists its product as uncharacterized. NCBI's taxonomy places the organism in Eukaryota, Fungi, Ascomycota, Lecanoromycetes, Lecanorales, Parmeliaceae. Bases 1 to 2037 code for a protein of 678 amino acids. The transcript has a single exon. The record is from RefSeq and is a predicted model, not a curated record.
AUGGCGUCUCCAAAUGAGGUGAAGCUCUCAGAGCAGCAGUCUAGCAACAGCAACCCUACAACGCCAACCUCUCCCGUGGUGGUGGAGUUUCCAAGCGCAGAGAUCGCUGGGGACCAAGCUCAAGAGGAAGAUGAGGCAGCAGUCCUGACUCCGAUGGCAGAUGCUUCCGACACGGAGAACCGCCAUUCUGAGCAGGUUCGAGGCGACACCAAUCGAUUGGUCUCUGACACCGCAGUGAUGGUCAUAUCAGCUGAAGCCAUAAAUCCACAACAACGGGCUCUUACGGAGGCUACCGAAGCGGUCCCUCCUCAUCGGAUUUCGAGCAAUUCAGAUGACCUAGGUGCCGAUGACGCAGACCAAUCAGACUUUAAUGACGAAGAAGGCUCUGAUACUGAUCAGGAUGGAAUCUGGGAUUCGAUUGAUCUAGAACCAACGGCUCCCACGGGUGAGCAAGGCGGGAACUGUAUCGCUGGCCAUGGAGAGGCUCCCAGUUCCUUGAUCCGAGAGGGAAGCACCAGCAUUGUUGACAAUAUGGAAGAAUACGUCAUCGAUGGCCCAACAAUUAUCGAGGGUGUGUUAAUCGAGGAUUCAGAAGACGACCGAAGGACACCAGCUUUGAUUUCUUCUGAGCGCAGUGUGUGUGACGAUCAUAGGCCCAUAACACCCACUGCAACUGGAUUUUGCCAUGACGAUGGAGAACAUGGCACCUCAGAGGUAGGCACGCCAGCUGGCUCUGACCAUGGCGACGAAGAGACUAGGGGCUCAGUGACGGUUACUUCAGCUGGUGCUGACAAUGGUAACGGAGAGAGUAGCAGCUCAGUGAUACCCGCUUCAGCUAGCCCUGACCAUGGUGAUGUGGAGAGCAGAGAACCGGAAAUGGCCAUGCUAGUGGGCUCCGAGCAAGCUGGUGAAAUGAAUGACGGUUCAGUAUAUGCUAGUGCUGCUUCCGAAGGUACCCCAGCUCCCAGCCAGGAGAAUGAUAUCCCAGACGAAUCAAGCUCGCCAAUGAAAGCAACUCCAAGUAACACCACCGAGGGAGGAGAGAACCAAGAAACCGCAGCCACACCAGCCGAUGACGUUGGAGAAAUCGCAAGCCAAGCUGAUACGGAGACCGAUCAUGGCCAUGAGGUCGACUUGCUUGCCCCGGAGAUCCCUGAAUCUCCUUUACCCCCAACACUGCCGCUCGGUGGAGGUUCCAAUCUCUUUGACAUUGGAGAGGGAGAGGUCCAAGAACCCGCAACCGCGCCGACCCAAGAGCGUGAAGACGAAACCGCAAGCCAAGCUGAUCUGGAAUUCGAUCAUAGCCAAGAGGAGGUCAUCCUGCAUGCCUCUGAGAUCCCCGAAUCUCCUUUGCGGCCAUCAUCGCCGCUCGGUGAAUAUCUUGACGAGGGAGAGGCAGCACCUAACCCUGUGGCUCGAGUUUCCAUGCUCACCGGAUAUCGGAGACCAGAAGGAAGGGGCCUCAAUGCUGGUGACAACACAGAACGCCACAUUGGUGAAAUCACUGAGGAUGUCGGCAACGAUGAAGCCGACCAAGGAGCGUCCCAAGAUCCAAACCCCACCAACCAAGACCAACCAAUUACAGACGUACGCGACAAGGACGCGGAGACCGUUCAUCUCAGGAUCCAAUAUCUCGUCGAACGCUCCAAACGUUGCAAAGCCAGCAUAUGCAUCCAUGUCCUUUCUACCAUUACCUACCGGUCUCUCGAACGAGUAAUCUUGGACGCUCUUCGUCAGCACGGAGAGUUUAAGAAUCCGCACCCCAUUUACGCUGACGCGCAGAUCUCUCGUCUAAUAGCCGUCUUGACCGAGAAGACGGUCGAUACGCCCGGAUUUUGCAGGGAAAGGGAGCUUACAGAUGAGAAUCUGCAGAGCACUUUAGAGCUCAUGACCAAUAGGAGCAUCUACGAUGUUGUGAAGGUGCAAUUUGUACCGGGGACGAAUGGCGAAGUGAGGCCUAGGAAGGCGACUGGAAAGGUUAUGGAAGAUCUCGAAAAGUCGGUGGGCUCUGAAGACAGCGAGGCGAGGCCAGGAUAG